UCGCGAAAUUCGGGGUUUCAAGGUAGGAACAAAAUGUACUUUAAGCCGAUUUAAACGUUUUGUGUUUUUACAUGAGCGCAUUUAACAUUUUAUUACCUCACCACCCGAAUGGUUAUUUCGCGGAUAAAAAGGUGGACAAAACAAGGUUGAAAAACAACUAAAAGAAGGACAGACCGGGAUGUCUACAAGGGUGCUCUGUGGUAGGGCCAGGAUGGCGGUCUGCCAGACGGCUGGACUCCAGGCCGUAAGAGCCAUCAGACUGGGACGAACCAGGACCUUUUCCGGGGCCAGCUCCGAUGAACCGUAUAUCGCAGUUUCACAAGCCCAAUCAGGGCCCAGCACUGUAUGGCCCGACGAGAAGAUGGGCCCCUUCGGACCACAGGACCGCCGCUUUCAGUUGCCAGGCAACACAGGGUUCGACUGUCACCUGGAAGGCGUGGGCAACCAGAAGCUGUUCCCGCUACACCGAACGGUGCCGGAUGUACUGAGCGCGCCCACUAGUGGCGAGCGGCACGAGUUUGUGCUGGCGCAGUUUGUCAGCGAGUUCCAGACCAAGGAGGCGAACGUGUCGUUGAGAAUGCGCAAGGCCGAGCAGUACUUUGAACAAAUGUCCACCGACUGCACUGUGAACUCCUGCCCAGAGCUGCUGAGGAAAGAUCUCGACCUGUACUUCCCCGCAGUGCCCACCGGGGGCAUCACCGUUGUCACGGUAACGCAGCGAAACGAGAGGCUCAGCGGGCCGCAGGAGAGCGGAGAACAGCUUCUCGGUCAAUUUGUGACCGGCGCCAAAGAAAUGUGCUUCGCUCUGUGGACUGCGGGCUACUGGGCCGACUUCAUUGACCCCAUGACCGGAGCGGCCUUCUUCGGAUCGGUGCUCCCGACGUCGGUGGUCGCCAAGGGCGACCGGCGGCACCAGGGCUUCCAGAUCGAGGCGUCGGGCUCGUGCACAGUGAUCCGUCACGUGCUCAGGGGAACGCCGGUGUUCGUGGGGACGGUGUUCACCAACGCGCCGACCUACAGCUCCACCGUCGCACGACUCAGGGGACUCGCAAACGCACGCUGAUCGGACGGGGAUGGCGUCGCGCAGCGGAGGAAAAAUGUCUGGGGGAAAAAAAAAUAUCGGAAAGUCGGAACAUCCGACUUGGGGUUCUCCGGUCAUGGACAUGAGACCCAGGUGCACGUCUUUUUGGAUAUUUUUCGAACUCUUGUUUUUAUAUGCUGUACGUUAGGUGCACCCGAUUAAAAACAACCUGGGUUGAGCCGUGAUUGUAAACUGUAAUGCAACUUGUAGCGAGGUCGGGAAAGUUUAGUGUGGAUUUCUGAAGUUGUGGAAUGGUAUUUUUUGUCUUAUUUAAAAUCAGAUUUGGUUGUUAUCUUAUCGGAUUCACAGAUGAAAACCCUGGCUGUUCUCAGUGUUUUUUCGUCGCAGUCACGAGAUUUGAUUUUCCGAUUGUUUAUUUCCAAUGAGUAAAUUGGAUUUGAGAGGAAAAGGAAAUCCAUACAGCCUCUUCGCUGACUAGUAUGGAGACAGUCAAGUUAUGCAGUUUGUAAUAUAUAUUGUUCAUAAUUUUAUAUCGUCUGUCAAUAGCCCUUCUGGAACCCACACUUGUCAUUUCUCAACAUUACUAAAAGUAAAGUUUUAUUUUUUUGUCUGUAUUGUAUUCCGAUUUCCUUUUUGUAGCCGAUACAAGCCGUUUUGAAAAUCUCCCUCUUCUGACAUCACGACUGUCCACCUAGAUGUAUGCCGGAUAGAUGAGCAACGUUUGCUACAGUCCACUGGAUAGGCUAGUAGACUGAUCUAAUGAUUUCUUUAUGAAUGAGAUCAGAUCAUAGAUUUAUGGGACUUUGUUUUGCUAUUCUGAGAACUGACCACCCAGCUUGGAGAUGCUAUUCUGAUUCAAAGUUCAGACUUGCUCUUCAAUGUUGUACCCAGGAUCGGCUAAGGGCAAACUAAAGUUAAGAAAUUAAGUAAGAAACACGUGUGCCUACCAUAUCAUGCUGUACUCUACCUUACAGUCGAGCAAUGCCAUUAUAUACAAUUUUAAACCCAUGUUUCAUGUAGUCUCGUCCCUCACCACUAGAUGUCGCUUUUGCUUUAAGAGCGACCAGCCCAACCAGAAGCAGCAUGAGGUCCCACCAAGACGCACGUUAUAUCAGGCUUCUUACUACUAGUUGUAUGCUCUAAUGACUUAACUAGAAGCGAAGAGGUUGCAACUUUAGAAUGGGGAGCAUGUUUGGGUUAAUAAGGGUCAAAGUACUAAAGCUAAAUGGAUGAACAAGAUCCUACUUUAGAAAAGGGAACAUAUUUUGACUUAAUUAAUAAUACAGGUAAUACAACCACUUUUAGUUUUCGGUUGUAUUCCAUAAGAAUAGACUAUACUAAUUCAGAGUAAUAUAGAGGUAAUGACUGUUCCUGUUCUAUUGCCCCUUUACAAGGCCCCAAUGAUGCCUUGGCUAUUAGCACUCAUAUCCAAUAAUGGCUUUAUUGACGGUAAUUAAACAAUAAUUAGGUGAUUAUAUUGGGUGAAAUCUUAAUCAAUUGAGUACUAAGGGUAAAAUAAGGUUAUACAGAAUGAGGUAUUAAUAUGUGUAAUGAUUACUAAUAAAGGGACAGUAUACUGAUAGGCAUAUUAAUAAACACAUAUUUUCCAUUAACUAGGUGCUUAUUAAUAUGCCUAUCUGAAUAUAAAGUAUUACCUUACGUGGUUACAUUGCUUGUAGAAUGGUCAUCUGUGAUGACCGAGGCGGAAAUUGUGACAUCCAUUCACACAUUCAUACUAACAGGCCACAUAUGUCCUUGGCGACUAGAGAAGCGUCCGGCUCAUACAAGGAGCCAUUCAUUCACAUAUAAAUUCUGGAGAUUCCGGCAGGCCAGAGAGGUAUUCCAUCAACCAAGUUAAAAGCAAAGCCGGGCUUAUUUUGCUUUGCCUAACUAAUUUCAGCUAGAAUUCAGUUGCGUUCCAUUAACGUGAUUUAAGGAAAUGACCGCUGAGUAAUCAUGGCAAUUUUCCAGACCAAACUAACCAGAAGGGUAUUCCAUCAAAGUCGCUAAUGAAAGCGGCGCAUAGUUGAUUAAGCCAUUCCACUUGAGGCUAAAGCCAUUCCAUCAACGCAGUUCAGCCACGGCUUGAGAACUUGUGUGUCGGUUUUCCCUUCAUCACACAACAAUAUAACACACAGAGUGAUGUCCUUUUAUCCUUCCUGCAAUGCGUUGACGUCUCCCACACAGAGUAAUAUGGCUAAUGGCUCGCUGAAUACGCGUCAGAUUGGGUCAGACAUUAAAAUGAGCAAUGUCACUGUCCGGUCGUCAGUAUACUUAUACCAAAUAGUCUAUACAAAUGUUUGAAAAAUCCAACCACCUUCCAAUUUCCCUCUUAAAUGGCUGCAGUUGCUAAUAAUGUUUCCAUUCUGUCAGUUAACAAGGGGUCAUAUUCUCACAGAUACAAAAUAUAAAACAUUGGCCUUGUCGUUUAAACAUCAUUUAAUGACGCCCAUGUGGAUCUGUAUUCACUGUCUGAAGCUUUGGAUAAACAUGUUUUAUAAAAGAUUCAACAGUAAUAUAUGAGGCUGUUUGUUAAGGCUAAGUUUCAGUACUCUGUUAUUGCAUGUGGAGCCACUAGGGAGCUGUGAAUCGGUGCAAUUCACCUUCUGGCCAACAUGAUUAAGGUGAAGGAGAUGUGUUUGGAAUGGUUGAAGAGUCUUUGGCGCUCAACACACACCACAACAAGCAGGUGAACAGAAAAUAAAGACUCAACAGGAACCCAAUCCCAAUAAAUGAACAUAAAGUUCAAAGUUUAAAAGUUUUUUUUAUUGGUAACAUGCUUGUAAAAGAUACAAAUUGUACAUACUGUGAAAUUAAAAAGGGGUUAUCACUCUGUCAUCGUGCAACUUACUGGAUCCUGAAUAAAUAAUAAAUUAUAGUAAAUCCAAAAAACAGACAUCCCUUAAUGAGCUGGUUCCAUAAAAAAUAAAUAAAUAAAAGUGCCUGGAAAAUUGUGCAAAUGGGCCAGUUAUAGUCCACCAGAGUUAAGCAGUCGAACUGCCUGCAGAAAGAAGCAGCUCCUCUGUCUCUCAGUCCGAGCUUUAGGCGUCUGCCCGACUGCAGCAGGGUGAAGAGGCCAGCAUUUGGGCGAGAGGCGUCUUGCCUGAUUUUCCUGGUUCUUGCCCUCACCCUCUUGCUGUAUUUAUCUUCCAGGGUAGGGAGGGUUAACCUGAGGCCUGUUUCAGGUAGCUGGUUUAACAUACUCUGAGUUUAAUCCUGCGCUCUGAGUUGGUUGACUCAGAGUUCAGGGUUGAAAAGCAACUCUGGGUUUUCGGUUUCAGAACAGGUGAUCAGCGUUGGGUUAAUCAACUCUGAGUAUGUUCACUCUGGGUUGAGGGCGUGCCUGUUGACUAUGAAGAGCCAUCAUCAAUGGAUCUCUGAUAACAUGAUCAAACAUGGACCAAAAGCGUAGAUCCACUUACUUUUCCCCCACGGAAUUGGAAAUUCUAAUGAACGCGUAUGCCGAGCAGUUACCCAUUUUAACUUUUUAUUGACAAAUAAAAGCAAUUCCGCCGCGGCAG
Molecule: messenger RNA, 4563 nt
Organism: Gadus chalcogrammus (walleye pollock)
Lineage: Eukaryota; Metazoa; Chordata; Actinopteri; Gadiformes; Gadidae
Product: methylmalonic aciduria and homocystinuria type D homolog, mitochondrial-like
Exons: 8
Coding region: 179-1063 (294 amino acids)
Biological process (GO): cobalamin metabolic process
Cellular component (GO): mitochondrion
Source: RefSeq, a predicted model, not a curated record